Messenger RNA from Myripristis murdjan (pinecone soldierfish), 1437 nucleotides. It is a transcript of the gene foxq1a, whose product is annotated as forkhead box Q1a. The record is from RefSeq and is a predicted model, not a curated record. Gene Ontology annotation, biological process: regulation of transcription by RNA polymerase II; anatomical structure morphogenesis; cell differentiation. The transcript has a single exon. Gene Ontology annotation, molecular function: RNA polymerase II cis-regulatory region sequence-specific DNA binding; DNA-binding transcription factor activity, RNA polymerase II-specific. Bases 185 to 1120 code for a protein of 311 amino acids. Lineage: Eukaryota; Metazoa; Chordata; Actinopteri; Holocentriformes; Holocentridae.
GCAGCGACAGGUGUGAUAGCAGAGACCGGCUUCCUCGGAUUCUGUGCGACUUCCAACUUGAAACCCUUGGGAACUUGACGCUUCCAAAGGCCGGACUUUCCUCUGAUAGCUCUCUCACACCCGCUGGGGGCUUCACAGCGGAAAACCUAUAGAAUUCUAUCAAUAGGUCGAAGUAAUCGAAACCAUGAAACUAGAGGUGUUGUGUGGGAGCCACUGUGAUGUGAAGCCCAUGGAGGUAUCCAGUGAUGCAGAGGGCAGUGUGCGCUCUCUUGUCUCCGGGGAGGAGGAGUUGGGGUCGGAUGGGGACUGCGUGGCGCACAGCCCCCCACCUGUUCCGUGCGCCGACAGCAAAGGGAAACCGUACACGCGGAGACCCAAGCCCCCCUUCUCCUACAUCGCACUUAUUGCCAUGGCUAUCCGGGAUUCCACCACUGGACGACUGACUCUUGCUGAAAUAAACGACUACCUGAUGAAAAAGUUUCCAUUCUUCAGAGGCAGCUACACCGGCUGGCGGAACUCGGUCCGGCACAAUUUAUCUCUUAACGACUGCUUUCUCAAAGUGCUCCGGGACCCGUCCAGACCGUGGGGAAAGGACAAUUACUGGAUGCUUAAUCCUCAGAGCGAGUACACGUUUGCCGAUGGAGUAUUCCGGCGCAGGAGAAAGCGACUCAACAAAAAGUUAGACAAGGAACAAGACGUCUCGGAGCAUGUACAAGAGUCGCAAAGCGCGCCACCAUACGCGCCCGUUACCAAAACUGAAUCCUGUACCAAGUUCACUAGUUCAUUCGCUAUUGACAGUAUCCUCAGCACACCAUUCAAGCCAGACAGAGGCAGAGACAGCUCGUCGGUUCUCGCUGGCUUCAAGUGGCCAUGCUGCACUGAUUUAGUGAUGCCACAUUCAAAUCCACCUGUCUCUUUUCCAUGCGUCAUGUCGGAGUGCCAUAUGGACUGUACUGCGCAUGUGUCACACCCCUAUGGAGGUGGGCUGUUUUCAAAGUGGGGGCAUCGCAGAGACAGUCUUGCACCACCAGAAUUACAUUUGGACUCUGCUUUUGGGCUAACCCCUGCAAUCAUGCCCUGCUAUCAACCAUCAUGGCAGAUGCGCACCAUUAAAAAUUAACUGUAUGCUAGGAUGAUGGAAAUGAACACACAGACAGAGGGAUCCCAUUUUUCCUUGUGCUAUGAUUAAACUGGAUUUGGCAUGCUGCGGUAGCAAGGAGCUACACUUUGCUGCUUUUGGUCUUGGUCAUUGCCUUUUCUAGCCCAUAAUGCUGUUUUAUUUUAGGUGUAUUAUAGUCAUUCGUUAUAAAAUGUUACUGAAUUGACCAUGACCUUGUUGUUUACAAAGUGCUAAUAUAUAAAUUUCACUGUAUUUUCUUUAUGUUUUGCUUUUACUGUCAAAAACACUGUUGUCACCAAGAAAUAAAGAGGAGUUUA